AUGAAACCACCAGCACACUGCUACUUAGUCGUCACUAAAGAUUCCAAGGAUAAAAAAACCACAAAAGCCACCAACGAAAUCACCGGCGCAGCCAAGCGAAAAAUCAGCCAAAUAACCCGUAAACAACCCCAAGAGAAGAGGAUAGGGUUGGGAGGAGAGAGAAAAGGAAGGGGUGGAGAGGGUAGGGGAGGGGAGGAGAGGGGUGGGGUGGGGUUGUGGCGACUGGAGCUAAGUUCUGAGGAUUUUUUUUAG
Prunus armeniaca (apricot) is the source of this 252-nucleotide messenger RNA. The record is from the annotation of a GenBank genome assembly. NCBI's taxonomy places the organism in Eukaryota, Viridiplantae, Streptophyta, Magnoliopsida, Rosales, Rosaceae.